AUGGCGAUAUCGUUGCUUCCUUUUGUUCGUUGCUAUUCCCACUCUACACUUGGUCUCAACAGAGGGCAAGCUUGGUUUCAAGACGUUAGCUGGUUUGGCGUUUUGUUUCGGCUCAACUACACUACUACACCAUGGCUUUCAGUUUCCAGUAACCAACAACAAACGGUUUUUUUGGUUCUUUGGUCAGGCAAUGCAACUUUGGGGCAUCAUCAUCAUCUCUUUGAGUUCAAGUCCCAGCCUGUAUCAAGUGGCUAUUUGCUGGAGAAGCUUCUUGGAACACGUCCAGGGCUCUAUAGGCCUGCGUUGAGUUGCUGGGUCGAUGACGAUGGAUUUUUGGAAGAGCAUGGUCACCGUGUCGAGGCUCGUUCUUUCCCUUGGGGAUUUCUUUUCAUGAGGUGGGAAAUGAUUGGAAGGAUUGGGGACCAUUCUCUUUGGAGAGGAUGA
Molecule: messenger RNA, 444 nt
Organism: Lichtheimia ornata
Lineage: Eukaryota; Fungi; Mucoromycota; Mucoromycetes; Mucorales; Lichtheimiaceae
Exons: 4
Coding region: 1-444 (147 amino acids)
Source: RefSeq, a predicted model, not a curated record